Molecule: messenger RNA, 1992 nt
Organism: Dacryopinax primogenitus
Lineage: Eukaryota; Fungi; Basidiomycota; Dacrymycetes; Dacrymycetales; Dacrymycetaceae
Exons: 3
Coding region: 1-1992 (663 amino acids)
Source: RefSeq, a predicted model, not a curated record
AUGAGUAUAUCAUCCAUCACAGCGUUCGAUGAUAGUCUGCACUACCUCACCAAUGUCAACAUCUUCGACGCACUCGCUCAGAAGUCCACUCGCAAUCCCUGGGAUACCUGGAUCAAUUCUAUGGAUGAUCAUGCCGAUCGGCCUGCUCGACAUCUUGUGGAUGGAAGCGAGAGUGACCGCAGUUCUGUUCCCCUGCCUUCCGAUCAAGGCAGCGACACAUCAAUCAAUGACGCGGGGAGCAGCAGGCGAUCCUCGGUUGUCAGCCAUAUGUCUGUGGAGUCUGUUCGAUUGGCCCACACAUCUGCUGAGUCUGGUCAAUUGGACCAUAUAUCUGCUGAGGCUGGUCACUUAGCAAGAAAUACUCGACAUUCAGGAUAUUCCGCAGGCUCUGAAUUAUCUGCCAGUACAGGGAACUGGGGCUCUCCUGUGAUAUCUGGGAAUUCUGAAACUUCUCCUAGUUCGCCCAUCUCUAGUAGGAUCACCGAUUCCGGAAAUCCCGCAAGAAAUUCGACCUCAAGACUAUCUGCGGCGGUACUUGACCCAGAUUGCAAUCAUGAUGAUAGCGAGUACUGGGCAAGCACCGAAGGGAGCGACGCUUCUGCCCCUUCCCCUGGAAGCUUGGUAUCUUCCGAUCACCGGAUGUCCAUGCUGCCUGGAGAGUCGAUAAUUCCAACUCGGGUUGCCGAACAUACAGUUGCCGACGGCGUAAAUAACGGUGGGAUUGGGUCUAUGACUGGGGCCAUGCCCGAGGAUGAACUCCAGCGAUUGACGAGGGCCACUGCGCUUGCUCCUGAUGGAACGCUGGAUGAUUGGGAUCAAGCACUGUUCGCGCAAUAUCUGGACGCUCAAGUUUUAGAAACUUCCUCCAGCAGCUUGUCUCCCAAUGAGCUACCCCCACAACUUCCGAUCCCCAGAGUUUUCCUUCCUCCAUGGCUCUCGCAAUCUUCCUUUCCCAAUACGAUACCAGCCCUUCAAAUGACCCCGCCGAAACUACCAUUCCUUCCGGUGCCGAGGGACAGGCAUGGGAGACGAAUGGGCAUGUCAGUGGUAUUGGGUGGACCUAAUAUCGCAACUGCUGUUGCUCCUCACCAACUUGUCUUACCAGCACCUUCUCAAUUCCCUCCGACACUGGCCGCCCUGCUGGGCCAAUCCCCACUUUCCUCAUCUCCUUUCUCUCCACCUUCUUUCGCUCCAUCACCAGCAGCGAGCUCGUGGCUUCCCGGAAGCGAUUCUUCCUCUCCCGCUGCCAUGGAACCUAUGUCAGAGUUCCUGGUAUACAGAACGAUACCUCAUCUAAUGAACGGAAGGGCACCGCACCCGAUAAACGGAAGGACACCCCACAUCUCGAGCCCGCUCUCCACAUCCGACUCCAACUCCGUCUUAUCCGCCGGCGACAGAGGCUCUCCAACAUUCUACCGCGAGCCAUACAGCGCCCGCAAGAAAGGGAACGAGCGGCGCGCGGGCAGGACCCGGCGCACAUGCAAGUCCAACGGACACGAAGUGACCUUCGACACGGGGGAACUCGUAUAUUUCCUCUGCGGACUCCCGUCCUCCCCUUCCUGCCUUGGCAAGGCCUGCGCAUACGCCUUCACUGACCGCGGUGCGCUAGAUCGGCACGUAACCAAUUCGCACGCGAUGCGCGAGUGGGAGGAACUUUGGACGGACCAAGUCACAGAUCCUGGCAAGCUCGUUUUUGGGGGGUUCAUGGCGCCCAAAGGACAGGGGUGUGACUGUAACAUUUGCGGAAAACGAUUGAGCAGACCGGACGCGGCGAGGAGACACGAGGCGCUGCAUACGGAGUCGGAUAGGAAGGCGGCUGCUCGUGGAAAGCGGACGGCGACAAGCAAAAGGAAGACCCCAGUCCAGCUGGCGAAGUGGUUCACCCUUGAGGACAGUCACUUGAGGGUCGACUCCACAGUGGGAAAGGAGAAGGGGAACGUCCUCCGGCCAUACACGUUCACGGGCCUGGGUCGUGGAAUGGGCUUGGAAUAG